AUGGCCGAGAAUGCAGCCAAGGUGGAGCAGUUCCUCCUGCUGGCUAAGAGCGCCAAGGGCCUGGCGCUGGUGGACCUGAUCACCAAGUGCACUUCAGAGCCAGGGCUGUUCACCUUUGGGGAGAUUCUGAGCCUGCCUGGGGUGCAGGAGCUGGAAGGGGGCCAGCAUGAGGCAGCAUACGACUUGCUACAGCUGUUCGCAUAUGGCACGUGGCAAGACUAUAGAGCCGCACCCGCCGGCAAGUACCCAGCGCUGUCCGAGGCGCAGGCGCGCAAGCUCAAGCUGCUCAGCGUGGUCAGCUCGGCCGACGGCGUGCGCACGCUGGCCUACCAGGACCUGCUGGUGCGGCUGGAGCUGGGCAGCGUGCGGGCGCUGGAGGACCUGCUCAUCGCAGACUGCCUGUACGGCGGCCUGCUGCGCGGCAAGCUGGACCAGCGCAACAAGUGCCUGCACGUGGAGGACGCCUUCUGCCGAGACGUGCCGCCCGACCAGCUGGCGGGGGUGGCCGGGGCGCUGGACGAAUGGCUGGGCGCCGCCAACGGCGUGCUGGCCGGCAUCGAGCAGCGCAUCGACUGGACGCUCGACGCCACGGCGGCGGCGGAGCAGGCCAGGAGCGAGGCGGAGAAGGCGUUGGAGCGGGAGCGGAAGAGCAUCCGCACCACCAUCGAGCUGCAGGCGCAAGCGGACAGCAGCGGCAUGCUGAUGGAUGAGCAGGAGGGGUUUAGCCUGGCCGACCUGGGAGACGCGCAGGAUGCGCGGCCCGGCCCAGCUGCUGGCAGGCACACCAAGCGGCGAAGGUGA
Messenger RNA from Chlorella variabilis, 801 nucleotides. RefSeq lists its product as hypothetical. The record is from RefSeq and is a predicted model, not a curated record. Bases 1 to 801 code for a protein of 266 amino acids. The transcript is spliced from 5 exons. Lineage: Eukaryota; Viridiplantae; Chlorophyta; Trebouxiophyceae; Chlorellales; Chlorellaceae. Gene Ontology annotation, cellular component: COP9 signalosome.